Messenger RNA from Zingiber officinale, 970 nucleotides. RefSeq names its product TRAF2 and NCK-interacting protein kinase-like. NCBI's taxonomy places the organism in Eukaryota, Viridiplantae, Streptophyta, Magnoliopsida, Zingiberales, Zingiberaceae. The record is from RefSeq and is a predicted model, not a curated record. Bases 1 to 690 code for a protein of 229 amino acids. The transcript has 3 exons.
AUGGGGAAGGGGUGGAGGAAUGGACUCACCGAGAGAAGGAAAAGAUGCACUACUGUUUUUCUUCCUACACUGCUUCCUUCUGCUACUGCAGGCUCCCACGGGUUGUUCCACGAUUCCACGUCAACUAAAACCAAAACUCGGCCAAAACCAAAACUCUCCCGCCGCGACACUCCGCAAAAAACCCUAGCCGCCCCGACCUCUCUCCUCUCCUUCUCCACUCUCCCGCCGCGACUACCCUCCUGCCCUAGCAGAAGCGAGUCGAGUCCCCGCGUGAAGAGAACCCCCGACCUCUCCCCCCUCCUUCUCCUCUCCUGCCGCUCUGCCGCGCGAAGAGAACCCCCCGACCUCUCCCCCUCCUCCUCUCCUGGCGCGAGCCCUAGCAGAAGCGAGUCGAGUCCCCUUUUGCCGCACGAAGAGGCCUCUCCUGCCGCGAGCCCUAGCAGAAGCGCUCUAAGUAGCUCUUUAUUGGACGGAAUCCCGGUGUUUAUGAUAGUUGGGAAGAAACUCAUACUCAAGUUAAACAAAUAUAGCAGUGCAUUGCAUAGAUCAUAUCUCAGUAAAGAGGAAGCAUUUAGAGCUUUUAAUUCAUACAAGGAGAAACAACAUGGUUUCUUUGCCCCUACUGUCCAAAAAUGUUCAAGCUCAACUUUGGGUUCAACUUUGCAUCCUCAAGUUCUAGUGAAAAAAUGAAGCAGACUGAAGAACUAGCGAAGUUGAUAAAAAGUCAGCUAGAUUUAGCUGAUGAAUAUCGUCGUAAUGCAGCUAAGAUCGUCGAGAUGUGUGAAGAGAUAAAAAAAAUGGACUCUGUUCAUAUUAGUGAUUAAUCGGUAGACUUCUUUAUUUAGUUGGAUAAAUGUAUUUUAUGUUAGACUUUUUUAUUAAGUUGGAUGAAUGUAUUUGACAGGAGACUUUUUAUUUAGUUGAAUGAAUGUAUUUGACAGAGUUGAAUGAAUGUAUGUAUUUGACAUAA